Messenger RNA from Rangifer tarandus platyrhynchus (Svalbard reindeer), 420 nucleotides. The record is from the annotation of a GenBank genome assembly. Lineage: Eukaryota; Metazoa; Chordata; Mammalia; Artiodactyla; Cervidae.
AUGAAUGAUGGCAGCAGCUUCUGCCCAGAGCACCGGCCCCCCUGGAAGGCUGGGCCGGAGGCGGGAGCAGGCAGCGAGGGGGCAGCUCCCUCCCUGGAAGCCAGAGGACCCUGUCCCUCCCCCGUUUCUGCCCUCCGCCAGCUCCUUAAGCAGUGUGCCCUUUUUCCUCUCCAGCUCUCCUACGAAGGCCUAGGUUCACUGAGAAAUGCCCUCCGACAUCACCCAGGAGUAAGAGCGGAGGGUCCGUGCACCUCUCGGCUAGCUGAAGACCCCGACGGCCCCAAGAAGACCGAGCCCCACUUCCGGGUUUGGAAGCGCUCCUCCGAGCACCUCCCCGUGCCGGCUUACGGGGUCUCCGGGCGCAUGCGCGGUGCUCGGCCGCCGCUCCGGGACUGGCCCAACUUACCAUUAAACAACUAG